Ectocarpus siliculosus is the source of this 837-nucleotide messenger RNA. NCBI's taxonomy places the organism in Eukaryota, Phaeophyceae, Ectocarpales, Ectocarpaceae. The record is from the annotation of a GenBank genome assembly.
AUGGUUCUCAAGGAGGGCGUCCAAAGCCAGAUGACGCGGACGAGGCAGAGACAGUGUAGCGCGGUGAUCGCCGAGGGCUGUCGAGAGGCCGGCGUCAGCGAUGAACACGCCAUAUCCAUCACGACCCAGUGGAAGAUGGAAAAGCUCAAAGCCUGGCGUUUGGAGCAAAAUCGUACAGGAUUAGUGCUGAAUCCAAGUUUAAAAAGCGUUUUCCAGCGCUUCUUUGGAGGAAUGGCGGGACUGGCGGAAGAACAGCCGUUUCACGUUCUUGAGACUGGCAGCUGGCAGGGAGAGUCAGCAUCAUGGAUCGCAGAGCAUAUUUUGAAACAUCCUGAAUCUAUCCUCGUCUGCCUGGACACAUGGAAUGGGAGUCCACCGCCAGAGAACUCCGGAUACGAGAUGGCUGCUAUAGAGGACCGAUUUCGCUCGAACAUGGCUAGGGUCCCUAAUGGCGAUCGUGUGGUCGCCUUCAAAGGCACCUCUCUUGAGUCUCUGGCAAACAUCCUGGCCAGCGGGCUUGAUUCUCGCUUCGACGCUGUCUUCCUAGAUGGCUCACACGAGAUGAAGAAUGUGUUGAGGGACGCGCUCUUGUCGUUCCGCAUGCUCAAGGUGGGAGGUGUUAUGAUCUUCGACGACUACUGGAUGCGAGGGGUAGCGCAUGCGACAGCAGCGUUCGAGGAAGCACUCGGGGACUACCUCGAAGUUUUGCACAGAGACGAGACCCAUCUGGUGGUGACUAAAGCGGCCAACGAACGCUUUUCGACACACGGCAGCGAAUUGCUGCUAGGCGACAGUUCAAGACUGCAGAAGCUGACCAGCCGGAACCCCACGGCCUAG